AUGCUCAAUUCACUGGACAGUGUUGGGGAAGACGAGAAAGAGAUUGAACUCUAUCACCAACUUACCGGUAAGUCAUUGUGGGCGAAGGCAGGCAUGCAUGCUCGAAAGUGGGUAUCAAAUUCAGCCAAAGUAAUGACAGUCAUACCAGAAGAUGACCGAGCCACGGAAAUGAACAUAGGGACAAUAAAGAUGUAGUCACAACAACACGUGGCCUACAGUGGAACAGCACCAAAGAUGUAUUGGCAGUACCUGCAACACCGGCUCCAUUUGACUACCUGAUUGCUAAGAGGAAUGUCUUGAAGAAGAUUGGGACUGUCUUUGAUCCACUUGGUCUUGUAAGCCCUUUCAUCGUGCAAGCAAAGAUUAUGCUCCAAGAACUGUGGAGUCGAGGUUAUGAUUGGGACGAAGAAGUCCAGGAUGAAGUGGCUAAUCAUAUUCAGCUAUGGCUCUUACAGCUAUCGAGUCUGGCAAACAUCAGCAUUCGCCGUUAUCUGCAUGACCAGAAGCCAGUGAAAUCAAAGGAAGUGGUGACCCUUGUUGAUGCCUCACAACAGGCGUAUGGAGCUUUAUCAUACUUACGAUGCAGGUAUGAGGAUGGUACAGUAACCUCACGGCUAAUCAUCUCAAAGAGUAAAGUUGCUCUGCUCACCCCCAUCACCGUACCGAGGCUGGAGUUAAUGGCAGCCAUAGUAGGGUUCAGGUUAACCCAGUGCGUAUCCAGAACUCUAGGACUACCUAUAAAGGCUGCAACUUUCUAUUCAGACAGCACGGACGUGCUUUGGUGGAUUGGUGGGAAAGGAAGAGAUUUCCGGCCCUUUGUUGCAAAUUGCAUUGGAGAAAUACAACUUAGCACUGAACCAUCUCAGUGGCAUGUUUCCACCAAUGAGAACUCAGCAGACCUGUGUUCUAGAGGAACAAGCGCCGUUGAACUUGCAGGGUCCCAACUAUGGUGGAAUGGUGCUGAGUGGUUAAUGAAAGCAAGGAACGAAUGGCCAAAGAUGCAGCUAGCAGAAAGCCCAAAAGUCAUGCCAGAAAUGAAGUCAGUAAAGAAACAGGAAACCAAGAUUAUCACAUGUGUGGCAGUGCAGGCAAACCAACCUCCAACUGUGGUCAGGCCAAGUCAAGCUACUGGCUGGAGACUGAGCCCAACGUGCUUCUCAAACUGGAUCCGAUUAAUACAUAUACAUGCCGGAGUAAGAAGGGUUCUACACAAUAUGUCAAAGAUGGGAGAAAAACAGACCAGUGAGGCGUUGUCGCCCCAAGAGAUCAGGGAGGCUGAGGAAGAAGUGGUGCAAUUGUGUCGGCGAGAAGCCUUUUGUAAUGAGUACAAGGCUCUAGUGUCUAGGAAACCGAUGCCGUUGAAGAGUCCACUAAUCAAGUUGAACACGUCUUGGAUGAAGAAGGCUGCAUCCGUUCUAAUGGAAGACUUCGGUUUGCAAAAUACCUGCCAUAUGAUUUGCGUUUUGCAAAGAUAUUGCCUCGAGGACACUGGGUAA
Porites lobata is the source of this 1496-nucleotide messenger RNA. NCBI's taxonomy places the organism in Eukaryota, Metazoa, Cnidaria, Anthozoa, Scleractinia, Poritidae. The record is from the annotation of a GenBank genome assembly.